AUGUUUGGUGGCAAUGUGGACGUCUAUUACUGGCCUGUUUCCGGAGCGAAUGGCGAUUGCGUCUCGACUAUCGGCUCAAACUUCAACAACCCAGUGACAGAGCUCCUGGUCACCGAUGAUAGAGGCUUUCCUUAUUGGAAAGCCCAGACGAACCCUUGGGGACAGAACGGUAGUCAGGAUGUGAACAGCAUCACACUUCCUCCGCAACAAGCUCUGGCUGGUGCUCCCAACCCUCUGAGCGGACCGACGAACAUAAUCAUGGCCCGAGGUUACUGGCAAAGUAACAUUACAGCCGCUAGUAAUAUCUCCAGCUCUGAGGCUAUAGCCACCAUAGGUAACUUCAGAUGUACCUCUCCAUCCAUUUGCGUCGGAUUCAGCGACCUUUAUGCGGCCGAUGCAUGCGGUGCACUGUCAACUGACGGUGAGCUGAUCCCAUACACUAUAGUUGCAUUUGCGCCGGGAGAGCUUUCCACCAUUCAAAUCCCAGCUUGGGUACGAGCAGAUGUUCCACCAAAAGCAGCAAUCAGAUCGUUCAAUUUUGCAGAUCUCCCAUGCCCGCCCCAAAGCGUAAUGUACGCUGUGGAGUACAAGCCUGCUCCUGGGGAACCCUAUCGGCCUGUUCUCUCCCCACCGCGCCGUCUCAGCUCUCUUCUGCCUGAGUGGUCGAAAUCCGGUUGCAUCAUACCAGCAGCCUUGUUCAAUGGUGUUGAUCCACCAAGAGCUUUGAAGCCCGCGGAAAUUCUCACUCCCCGGGUUACUCGAGUCCAACCCACGGCCUCAGUGACUGCUGUGGCUGCUCCGGCAUCGGGCGUUCGGGCGAAUGAGCCAAGCAAGACACCAAAUCCCUCUACACCAGAUGAUAAGAAAGUAUCUACUCCAUCAGACCCAGGCACGAGCGAGAGUGGCUCUGAAGUUGGAGAUCCCUCAAGUCCAGGUCUAAAGCAAGUAGACCCGAAAAUCACAGACCCUAACGCCGUAGACUCCGAAGAUUUCGACAUACACAAAUCAAAUUCGAACAAUGCAGACCUGCAGGUUAUGAAACCUAGCGCCCCUGAGCCCGAAACUACUCCCGUCGAUGCGUCUAAGCCAGAUUCACCAAAGCCCGAAAAUCUUGAUCCAAAGCAGGCCAAAGCACCACCAUCGGACUCGCAAGAAAUCAACCCUCAAGUAGUAGAUGGUCAUGAUGAGCCCCAAGGGGCUCAAAGCUCUACUCCCCAAGUCUCAAAUCCGGAUGACCCAAAGGCCGCCACUUCAAGCCCAGACCGCUCUCAGCAAAACGUUCCAGACACUUCUUCGAAUGAUGCUGACUCGAGCAACGAAUAUCCUGAGAAUUAUCAACCAAAUGCUUAUACCCCCACUGUCUUCGACGCAACUGGAAUAGACGUUUCAAGCUCAAACGCGCAGGGGGAAGAAGUAGCAGACCCUGAUACCAAUAUCCCGGACUCUUUCAUGGGUCAAUCGAAGCAGUUGAAUUCUCAUGGACAGGAUUCCGCAAUGUCUCGCCCCAACAAGUCACCAGCCGCAGAAUCCGAAGCUAACGACGGUGAUGUUUCAAUGGUCAAAGGCCCAGACCUUGAGCUCGACCCCUUCGAUGUCAUGCCCACAAAUUCGUCCAACAUCGACGAUGCUCUCUCACCAACUGCAAAGUCUGAUGAUGGACAGUAUUCCACACCAAAUGGUUCAGAACACGACCCGUCAUCUCAACCAGAAGAUUUAGAGUACCCACCAUCUGGGGGCAAUCAGAAUGACGAUGACGUAAUAGCAAAGCCGGCCUUCAAUUUCGGCGAAGGCUUUUGGACCGCAGACUCCGGUACCAUGGCAGGCCUCCCCAGCAAAACUGCGCUUGCAGAUGAUCAUUCCCUCUCACAUCAGCAGUCUGCCAAUGUUCUGCCAAGCACAUACUCUGAUGCCAUUGUAGUUUCUCUUAGCAGAACUGCACCCACAGAUGACUCAGCUUCCGCGGACGUGGCUAUUGGGACCUCAAAGGAGGUAGGUUCCGCAUCAUCUUCCGCGAGUUUAGCUGCCUCGGGUAUUCGCCUAGGCAACGAUGGGACAAGCACUAGUAGGUCCCCGGGGAUGAACGCUAAUGCAGCCGCUUCGGGUGUGGCCAAGGACUCAGGGAGUGAUUCCCGGGCAUCGAGGAGGCACCCGUCGAUGAAGAUCACAAUCAUUGCCGGAGAGCUAUUACUGUUGUAUAUAUUUCUUGUGUACUGGGGAUGCAGCAACUGA
Messenger RNA from Letharia columbiana, 2229 nucleotides. RefSeq lists its product as uncharacterized. Bases 1 to 2229 code for a protein of 742 amino acids. NCBI's taxonomy places the organism in Eukaryota, Fungi, Ascomycota, Lecanoromycetes, Lecanorales, Parmeliaceae. The transcript is spliced from 3 exons. The record is from RefSeq and is a predicted model, not a curated record.